ACUCAGCGGACCCAGAUUCACACACCAGAAACAGCAGAGAGAGAGAGAGAGGAGACUUCGAGCAGAGGUGAAACAGAAGCACUCACAGUGAAGAGCGAGGACAGAGAGUCAGCAGAGCGACGUCAAGACAGCUGUUCUUCAAGAUACCUGUGAGACCCGACGAGGAGGUUUGAGGACUUUUCUUUGGCUUGAUUCUGGAUGAACUCUUGAAAAAAGAAACUCAUCUUCAAGUAGGAGACAUUUUUAAAGGAGCCAUCAGUUGUCUUCUUCCAGCUGAGUUCAUACUUACAGCCAGAUUUGAUUUUGCCCCCCUGUGGAUCUGUGUCAUCAAUGGCUGCUGUGCGUCAGAUGGUUAUGGAGGCCUCUGGUUUCCACGUCCUGCCGGCUCACCUUAUGGCCUCAGCCAUGGAGGAGUUCCCCCAGCAGCUGCCGGUCCCAAAGGGCCCAGCGAGGGGCAAAAGCCGCUCCCGGAGGUCCAGAGAGGCUCGCUUCAAAACCCAGCCGGUCACCUUCGCUGAGAUCGCAGAGGUAGAAGAAGAAGGUUCCUCCCCCCUGGAGGAGGAGAGGGCACGCCGCUCCUUCCUGCAGUCUCUGGAGAACCUGCGGCGGAGCACACAGACCCUCCACUGCCCACCCACCGCUCACCACAGCUGCACCCCCACUUCCACACAGGCCAGUCUGGACUCCAGUGACUCCGACUCCACUCAGUGAAGGGUGCUGGUCUCCAGGCGCUCUUGUUUCCCGCUUUGCCUUGACGCCGCUUCAACUGGAGGCCGACUGAACUGAACUGAACCAAACUGGCCUUCCUGCCGGCCUGCCUGUGUGUGAGCUGCUGCUGUCAUACAGAAGUCUGUGUUUAAUAUAUACUAACAUACCAUCACACAGUAUAUAGCUGAAGAUGCACCUGAUGCACACCUGUACAGGACUGUGUCAGCGCCGCAGGCUGCUGCUGCUGAUCUGUAGAUAUGAUGAGUGUAAAAGUAACAGACGACACACGACCUUCUUCAGAUGUAUUCCUUUUCUACUCUAGAGCUCUGUGAGGAAAACUUGAACCAUGAAAGUUUGCUGAUAUUUUUCCACUUUGAAGAUGUAAAGGUAUUUUUGUGCUCCAGUUGAAUUGUUUUCUACCCGACCAGUCACCACAGGAAGGACUGCUGUGAAGAGUUCUGACUUCUCCCGCUGUAAAUACUCUGACUGAGCAGAGGACCGAGCUCUCGCUUCAGAUUCUCAAACAAAGCCUUUAAAUGUUUAUUUAUUCUUUAUUUGCUCAUAAUGAAGUGGAGUCGUAGAUGUCAAAUUUGAUUGCUCUUUCUGACUUCUGAAGUCGCCUCGACUUUCAAAGAAAAUAACCUUCAUACUGUAUAUUUGCUUCACUUUUUACAUGUUACAAGAUUUGUUAUAUCAACUUUAAUAAAUAUUUUUAAGGAUUAAA
Molecule: messenger RNA, 1432 nt
Organism: Notolabrus celidotus (New Zealand spotty)
Lineage: Eukaryota; Metazoa; Chordata; Actinopteri; Labriformes; Labridae
Gene: c6h11orf96
Product: chromosome 6 C11orf96 homolog
Exons: 1
Coding region: 331-711 (126 amino acids)
Source: RefSeq, a predicted model, not a curated record